AUGAGCACUUUAACUACAUCCUCCCCCACACAAACCUUCCAAUAUGAUCAAAAAACAAAAGAAUCAUAUCCAUUGUUUCAACUUAAUAAUAGCCAUCCAAUUAAUAAACCAAGAGUAUCAUAUCAUUUUAACGGAAAUGUUUCUCGUUACCACUAUGGUGUAAAACACCCAAUGAAACCAUUUAGAUUAAUGUUAACAGAUCAUUUAGUUAGUAGCUACGGUUUGCACAAAAUCAUGGAUUUAUAUGAAACAAGAAAAGCCACUAAAGAGGAACUAACUGAUUUUCAUUCUAAAGAUUAUAUAGAUUUUUUAGAGAAAGUCACUCCUGAAAAUACAAAUAAAUUUCCUCGGGGAACACUAGAUACUUUUAAUAUUGGUGAUGAUUGUCCCAUUUUCCAGGGCCUAUAUGAUUACUCUGCCUAUUAUGCGGGCGCAUCCUUGGAUGCAAGUAGAAAACUAAUUAAUGGUCAAUCUGAUAUUGCGAUUAAUUGGUCUGGUGGUCUACAUCAUGCUAAAAAAUCACAGCCCUCAGGGUUUUGCUAUGUAAACGAUAUUGUUUUGGCUGCUUUAAACUUACUUAGAUUCCAUCCACGAUUACUUUACAUCGAUAUCGAUCUACAUCACGGGGAUGGGGUCCAAGAAGCCUUUUAUACCACAGAUCGUGUUUUCACCGUAUCCUUUCAUAAAUAUAAUAAAGAACUGUUUUUCCCCGGUACUGGUGAUGUUGACGAGGAUGGAAUUGAUAGAGGGAAGCAUUACGCUUUGAAUGUUCCAUUGCAAGAUGGAAUUGACGACGACUCGUACAUUAAUUUAUUUAAAAGCAUCAUUGAGCCUCUAAUUACCUCUUAUAGGCCAACUUGUAUUAUUUUGCAAUGUGGUGCAGAUUCCUUGGGCCAUGAUAGGUUAGGUGCAUUUAAUAUUAAUAUCAAAGCACAUGGAGAAUGCGCCCGGUUUGUCAAAUCCUUUGGAUUGCCCAUGCUAGUUGUUGGUGGUGGUGGCUAUACUCCUAAAAAUGUGUCGAGGUUAUGGACUUAUGAAACUGGCAUAAUGAAUGAUGUUCUAUUAAAUAAUGAAUUGCCACAUGGAAUUCCCUUCAGAGAGAAUUUUGGGCCUGAUUACUCAUUGAAUCCAGUAUUGGAUGAUUUAUAUGAAAAUAAGAAUCCAAAAAAAUAUUUGGAAGAUAUUAGAAUACGAUGCUUGGAAAAUAUUAGAUAUUUACAAGACGCUCCAAGUGUGAGAAUGGAUGCCGAUAUUAUUCCUACCAGAGAUAUUACGGGGCUAACUCAAGACGAAGAACAAUUGAUCAAGGAGUGGAAUGAAGAGGAUGAAAGGUUCAAAUCAAUGGAAAAAGAUAAGACUCGGGUCGGAGAAUAUUACGAUUAA
Saccharomycodes ludwigii is the source of this 1383-nucleotide messenger RNA. It is a transcript of the gene HOS2, whose product is annotated as histone deacetylase HOS2. The coding region runs from base 1 to 1383 and encodes 460 amino acids. The record is from RefSeq and is a predicted model, not a curated record. Gene Ontology annotation, molecular function: histone deacetylase activity. NCBI's taxonomy places the organism in Eukaryota, Fungi, Ascomycota, Saccharomycetes, Saccharomycodales, Saccharomycodaceae. The transcript has a single exon.